UCACUGAACAUUUCCUGCCACUUGGCUUGGCAUUUCCAUACAAAUGAAUUUAUAAACACCAAAUGAACGUCCCAAAUUCCGUGUGCUUUCAAUUGAAAGUAAUUAGUAAAUAAAAUAACUCAAUUUCUCCUCGGGGGCUUCCCUCAAUCGAUGGGUGAUUGGCUGUUAUCGGAGGGAUCCAACUAUUAUCGAUAAUGAGCUCGUUGUUGGUCCAUCGCUAACUGGUGUUUUGGACAAAAAAAAACAAGAAAAUACAAGAAAAUAAAAGAGAAAUAACGCGAAUUUCGUUGGUAUAUUAAUCCGUAAUUGAUGCUUCCCGAGCUGGGGAGUCUUAAUGUCUGCGCUAGCGCCGCCCGUACACCCAAUGAAGGACGCGCUCCAGCCGGACAACUACAAUGGAACGUCGAACGAGGAGGAGUCGUCGUCGUCGUCGUCGCCCGCGCUCCACGCGUUCUGCGUUCUCCGGAACAACAAUGGCAAUAAUAACAAUAAUGGCAUUGUCAACCAUCGCACGGCGUUCAGCGAGACGACCAGUGGCAUUGGCAGCAUAAGCGGUGGCACCAGCACCAGCGAUUCCCAUUCCCUGUGGACCACUAGUUGCAGCUUCACCAAUAGCAAUUGCAGCAAGCCCCAUGAGAUGGCCCAGGCCCUGGCCCACACGAUGGCCCUGCGUGGCCACGAGAACCUACAUCUUGGCCUGCAAAUGAAGGGUUGCAAUCGCAAAGGUGGCUACCAAAACAAAGGUGAUCCAUCAGCAUCCAGCAAUGGCGAUGAACUGCGUCUCUCGAAGAUCAUCCGUCGGCUGUCCAAUGAAACCAAUCCUGCGGUGGCCUUGGAGCUGUGCAGCAAACUGGAUCAGGCAGUGCGCACGCCCCUCAAUAUGGGUUACAUGUCGUGCUCCUUUGUCUGGAUCUUGGAGAGCAUGCUGAUCCUGUUCAAGCAAUGCCCGGUGCCAGUGCUGGAGGAGUGCAGCAAGAUCCUGGGAGUGAUUGGUUACCUCAACAGGAAGUCGUAUCCCAUCUACGAGGAGUUCAUAGUGAAGAACUACAGGAGCGGCAAGCGGAUGCAAAAGUAUUUGAUUCUGGCUUUGCGAUCCACACUCAGCUGCGACACCAAGUGCGAGCUGCAUCCCUACUCCGACAAGAUUAUGCUGCUGCUCAAGGACUUUCUGGAGACGGCUGAGAAUGCCGAAAUCUUUAUGGUGAUCAGCAAUACUUUGGUCCUGUUCUCGGCCAGCUACCGCGAGGCCUUCGAGUGCCAUUUCACGGAUGUGGUGGACAUCAUCAUUGGCUGGCAACUGGAGGUUACCACGGGUCAGCCCGCCCAGCUGAAGGCGCACUGUGCCCAGGUGCUGGAGCAAUUGACUCCAUACUUUAGCAAGCAGAUUGACUUUAGCUAUGGUUUGUUGGCCCAGUUCGUGGAGGACAUUACGGCGCUGGACUUUGAGGAGUGCGAGGCAGCGGUGGGACGCAUGGGCGCCUUUGUGGGUGCCUUUAAUACCCUGUUGAAGUGCAUGGCCCGCAUGCAAAUGUUCGAGGGCAUCCCAACCUGCGAGUCCAUUGUCCAGCUGGCGGUGGAUCAUCUGGUUAGGAUACAGCCCAGAAUCCUGCUAACCACGGACGCGGCUUUGGUCAGUGUGAAUGAAUUGCUGUGCAUUUGCCUGAUGAAUGGAUUUGGUGGCCUGGAGGCGGGCACCGUAGAGGAGCUGCUCUUGCGGCAAUUUGAGGAGGUGCAUCUGCUGAGUGACAUCCAGAGGCAGAGCCUUCUUUAUUUGCUGCUUUGCACUGUGAGAAGGCUACGUGCCCGCCUGCCCAAGACUUUGGUUUCAUUGAUAUUCCAAUCUUGUCCUUAUUUGGCGGCCUUGAAAAGGGAGACGCCGGGCGGCAAGGGCUAUAGGCUGCUCCUGCGCACCUGCCAGGAGACCCUGCUCAUCAGGAAUGUCCCGCUGCUGCAGCAGGCCUACAAGCAUCUGGUGGCGGAUGUGGACGAGUGUGUUGGGGAGCUGCAAAGGAGCAGCAGCAGCAUGCCCUGCAGCAGGGCCAGCGAGGAGGCGGGUCUCUUGAUGGUCUUCCACCUGGCCGCCUUGGCUGCCUUGGCCAAGCAAACCUCCUCGAUAAUUGGAAUGUACGCCUGUCAGCCCUCGAUUUUGGAGCUACUCCUCACCAAUUGCCGGGCCCAGGACAUGGCCAUAUGGAGCCGGUAUCCAGCCACCCAUCAGGCUGUGUUGAGCCUCCUGGUGGUUCACUGCCAGGCCAAUCACAAUUUCCGCUCAAACUCCAGCCUUUUGAGGGAUCAACAGGAUCUUCACAGCGAGAAUACCUCGCCCACGGCCCACAGCUUUGCCAGCAUUCUGCGCUUCCUGGACAACAUACUCAAGGAGGCCAGCCAAUUGGCACCCAAUAAUCUACGCAUCCUGCUGCAGUGGACCCAGUUAAUCCUCACAGAAUGCCGGGAGAAGGCUCGUCUGUUGAUGGAACAGCCGCACUUUCAAGGCAUCUGCCGGAACAUUGCCUGCCAAGCGGCCAAAUGGACACCCUUGGAGAGUGGCGCCUGCAUGCAGAGUGUCCUGGAGUAUGGACCACAUCAACAUCCAACCGAGUUGCUUGUCCUGUACAGGGAUACUGCCCUCCAGCAGCUGCAGGUCUUGGCCCACACCGGGCACCAUGGCCUGUUUGCCCAGAUCUAUGCCCAGCUGCCGCUGCAUGUGACCCUGCCGGGCUGCGGCGUCUACUCCCUGCCGGGCAUGACCAGUCGCCGGCUGUGCGUGUGGCAGCAAAGGAUGAGCCAGUGCAGCGCCGUAAGAGAUACGGUCUUUCGGGAUUUUGUAGAGCGUCUGCAGCAGCCGGAACAGCAGCCACUAACCAGCAAUAGCCAUGGCAUCCGGGAUCUCUUUGUGCGCAGCUGCCAGGUGGCACCGCAGGAUGAGCGACAGGAUAAGCUGUCGCAGUGCACACGUCGCUGCCAGCGUCUGGCCACCGCCUGGCUCCAGUUCGAGGCGGCUCGAUAUUGUGUGGAUCAGCGGCUGAGGACAACGCUGGGCAAGCCGCAGGACACAUUCCUGGGCUUUGAGGCCAUCAUAAUGAGGCAUGCCCGCCUCCUGAGCGGCUGUGCCAAGGAAACGGAGCGUUCGGCUCUGGACAAUCUGUCGCUGGAGGAGCUCUCCCACAUGCAGGCCAAUCUGGGCAUGCUGCUGGGUUUCCUGGAUGCCCUGGAGAAGCUGAUUUACAAUGCCGCCGAGGGUAGUGCCUUUGCCUUGCGUCCGCCGGAGAAACCAGUGGCGGCCUUCUUUCGCUUGAACAAUCCCACCUGUCAGUCGUGGUUCAAUAGGAUACGCAUAGGCGUGGUGAUCAUAGCCAUGCAUGUCCAGCAGCCGGAGUUGGUUAUACGCUAUGCCCAGCAAAUCCUGCUCACCCAGAAGCCGCCGGAUGCCACCUUUGGCCAGGCUAUUGUGUACCUGGCCUGGGCCUGGGUCAGCUGCCGGGAGGCAGACUCCCUAAGAGGACUCUACAUUUGGGCGAGGUCCAAGAGCGGAGGCAACAAGUCCUUCCAGUGGCUUCAACAGGCGGCUGAUCAGGCGGCAGGCAAAACCGAAUCCGCUUUGGCCGGCUAUCGUAGCCUCUUGAAUGAUGGUGAAACUGGUGAAUUGGAGCCUUUAACCCGACAAUUUCUACUGGCCCAGAUCAUGCAAUGCCUCCAGGACACCGGCCAGUGGUCACAGCUGGUGGAAUUGAAGCAGCAACGAAGCGAGGACUGCGAACUGAAUCCCUUCCUGCAGCGCAGCAAUGUGGAGGUGAGUGCUUUGGAACGACUACUAGCCCGUGGAGAGGCGGCUUCCAGCUCCGAGGAGCUGGGUGGGGCCUUGCAGCAGCUUAGCCUGUGGCCCAAUAGCUGGGAGGAGACGACUUCUCCGGGCCAUGCCAGCUUCUCAACGGUCCAGGUCCAUCAGCGCACCGAGGAUCUGGUGCAGCACAAGCUCUUGGAGUGGCAAUGCCUGCCUGGCAAUGUCUUGAGCCUUUUGGACACCCAAUGGCGUGACAGUCUCCUGAAUCCCAGCUGCAAUCAGCGACCCUGCCAGGAGCUUACAUUACUUAGACACAUUGCCCAGGCGGUGGGCGGCAACCAAGAGCUAUGCCUGCUGCCGCUGGAGGGGAUGAGGAGUGAAAGAUUGCCUUCACGACCUGGUCCGAGCGUGUGCAGUGCCAUUUUGAUGCGUUGCCUGGCCUGGACGCAGCUCCUCCGCCAGCAUUGUGCUCAGGGAAGCUGGGAGACCUUGUGCUUGGAUGCUGCCGCCGCUGCCCGGGAGGAGGGCAACCUACAGUUGUCGCAGUCUCUGCUGAGACAGUUCUUUGGACAGCCGCUGGAGGAUAUAGCCGCGGAGUUGGCCUCUCUGCCACCCUUAGAGGAUGCCGAACUGAAACGAGGUUACAUAGAGCUGGUCAAGUGCCUGCAUCUUCAACAGCAGCAAAUAUUACCCUGCGGAGAGCUGCCCAGUUCCCUGGAUAUUUGCGCCUCCCUUUGCCUGAAUCUCCAGCAAAGUGGCCAGGGAGCCGCCGCCGAUCUUCUGCUGCAUCUCUCCGAUUGGAUAGCCGCCAGGAGCUGCAGUGGUUUGGUUACCCAACAAUCGCCUGUGCUUGCCCAGCUUUUGGAGGAGCUACCCGAGUGCCCUUUGACCUGCAAUGCGGGCCAACCUCUGGCCAUUCCCCAGGCCGAGAGCCUGGUGGCCCGCCUCGUCCAUGCCAGCCUCAGGCAGCGGCCCAAUGGCGAGGAGGCCCUGAUAGCCUAUGGCAACUGGUGCUAUCGCUGGGGCAAAAAGAUCGUGGACAGCGGCACUGUGCUCACCCAGUCGCAUGUGGCGGCCAUCAGUCAGGCCCUGGACUUGCCUCAGCCCCUGGAUAGCGAGGGUCUGAAUGAACUCCUGCAGGCUUUGAGCAUGGAACAGCCGCCGGCCAAAUGCGUGGAAGUGUGCCCCGAGGCGGCACGGGCUAGAGAUGAUGAGGCGGCCAAGGCUUGCCUAAGGAGACUGCCUUUGCUGGCGGAGAGUCCACCGGAAAUGCUGGACGAGGUGCUCAAAAUCUGGCGCAGAGCCAUAGCCAAUACCUAUGAUUACUACAGGGAUGCAGCCCGCUGUUACUUCCAGUAUCUCCAGGUCAAGUCGGUGGGUCAGGGUUCGGGUGGUCAGGGUGUUCCAUUAGAGGGACGCUUUCAGGUGGAUGACAGCAAUCUGGUGACCACCACUUUGCGCCUGCUCCGGCUGAUUGUCAAGCAUGCCAGUGGUCUGCAGGAGGUCCUCGAACAGGGUCUUAGCAACACACCCAUUGCCCCCUGGAAGGUGAUUAUCCCCCAGCUGUUCAGUCGCCUCAAUCACCAUGAACCCUAUGUGAGGAAGAGCGUUUGUGCUUUGCUGUGCCGCCUGGCCGAGAGUCGCCCCCAGUUGGUCAUCUUUCCAGCUGUGGUGGGAGCCAACAGAGAGCAGCAGGGGGGUGGUGAUGUCAAGGCAGCAGCUGGGAGCUGUGUCCCAGAACAACCCUCCACUGAGGAUGCCUGCUGCUAUGGUUAUCUGCUGAAUGCAUUGUCCAAGCAGGCGCCGGAGGCAGUGCAGCAUGUCCAGCUGAUGGUCAAGGAGCUGAGACGAGUGUGUCUUCUAUGGGAUGAGUACUGGAUUCACUCGCUGGCCAACAUUUACAACACCUAUGUGAGCCGGGUGAGCGCUUUGGCCACUGAAUUCCGUGCGGAUGACCACGAGGGCAAGAACAAUCGCUUUAAUGUCUGGCGACCACAGCUUCUGGCUGAUUUGGAGGCUCUGGCUGCACUCACCGCCCGUCCGCCGGAGACCAGCUACGAGCGUAGCUUUCGCAAGCGUUUCGAUGCACCCAUUAAGGCCACCCUGGAGGCCUUGAGGAUGCGCCGGUAUCCCGAGGCCUGGGACAAGCUGAAGCAGCUGUAUCACAUCCUCCAAGCCAACAUGAUACGCGGCACGGGGAGCACCCUCAAAAUGCAGAGCCUGAGUCCGGUUCUGUGCGGUCUGGGACGCAUGAGGAUCUGCAUGCCCGGCCUGGAUGCCCACGAUGAGGAUGAAAAGGUGUUUAUCGAGAGCGUGGAGGGCACUGUGUGUGUCCUGCCCACCAAAACGAAACCCAAAAAGGUGGCUUUUUAUGGGAGCAAUGGUCAGCGGUAUACGUUCCUGUUCAAGGGCAUGGAGGAUCUCCAUUUGGACGAGCGCAUCAUGCAGUUUCUGUCCAUUUCGAAUGCCAUUAUGGCCUGCAGGAGUGAUGCCCCCGGCAAUGGUUGCUAUCGUGCCCAUCACUACUCGGUGAUACCGCUGGGCCCGCAGUCGGGUUUGAUUAGCUGGGUGGAUGGAGUGACUCCCCUGUUUGCUUUGUACAAAAAGUGGCAACAGCGACAGCCGCCGCAGGCAUCGGGUAAAACAGGACCAGGAGCAGGAGCUGGGGCGGCAGCAGGAGGAGCCAAUGCCACGCGUCGCUUUACGGACUUGUAUUACAGCAAAUUAUCGCCGCUGCUGGCCAAGCAUAAUCUCCACGUGAGUGAUCCACGAAGGCAGUGGCCCAUCGCGGCCUUGAGGCAGGUCCUGGCGGAGUUGUCGCAGGAAACGCCGGGAGAUCUGCUGGCCCGGGAGCUGUGGUGCCAGGCGGGUAAUGCCGCCGAGUGGCGGCAAUCGGUGCGUCGCUAUGCCCGCUGCAUGAGCGUCAUGUCCAUGAUUGGCUAUGUCAUUGGCCUGGGCGAUCGGCACUUGGACAAUGUCUUGAUCAACCUGGGUAGCGGCAACAUUGUCCACAUUGACUACAAUGUCUGCUUCGAGAAGGGACGCACGCUGAGGAUACCGGAGAAGGUGCCCUUCCGUCUUACCCAGAAUCUAGUGCAUGCCCUGGGCAUAACAGGGAUUGAGGGCUCCUUCCGCCUAGGCUGCGAAUACGUCCUUAAGGUAAUGCGCAAGGAGCGCGAGACCCUUCUAACCCUGCUGGAGGCCUUCGUCUACGAUCCCUUGGUGGACUGGACCAACGAUGAUGCCCAGGCCCUACGUCGAUCCCUAGGAGCCAAGCAUCAGGCAGCUGGAGGAGGAGCACCUAGCGCAGUCACCAACACAACAGGUGGUGAGCUCAAGGGCUACAAGAAGGACAAGAGCAAGGGCAAGGCCCACGACUGGGAUGUCAAGCGGCAGCACUUUUUGGCCAAGAUGACACUCCUGCAGAAGUACUGGGCGGGCAAUAAAUUGGAGAUGCUAAUGCAGCUGCAGGAAAUGGACCAGGAGGUGGGCAAUAUGCAGGAAGUGCAAACCCAACGCCUGGCGGCCGAACAAGAACUGGUGGAGCUCAACCAGCGCAGCGCUUUAAUUGCCGAAAUCAAAUCUUUGGGUACGGCCAUCGAAAGUCAUAGCUUCAAUACGGCCUCCCUGCGUCAUGCCGUGCGUCGUGGCCACUCGGAGGCACUGGCCAAGCUCAGUGCCGAACGGCAGUCGGACUUUGUCCAGGUGCAGUGCCUCCUCAGCAGCUAUGGCCAAUGCCUGCAGCCAUAUCACCUGGCCGAGUUGCAUUCACAGCUUAUGCAGCUGCAAAUGGAGAUGGAUAGGGGAGGCACUAAGGCCACCUUGCCGGAGGUGCUCAAGCUUUCGGGUUACGAGGGAAUGCGUGGUCAGUUGGAGGAGCUAAUGACCCGCCUGGAUCAGACAGCUCUCCAGACAUCCGAGCAUUUGCAGCAGUAUGCGGCAGUGAUGAACUUCUUCCCAGAGCAAAGCCAUCGCCAGAAUCUAUUUGUGCGCUUCCACGAUAGCUAUGGGGCCUACAUCCAAAACAGAGGAGGAACCACCAGUCAACCAAAUUCAACUUCCAGCUCCAUCAUUUGCACCGCCGAUGUAGUGGGUGUGGCCGAGGCCUUGGAAACCGCCUGGCUGCAUCACAACCGCCAGCUGCAGGAGGCCACGCAAGGUUAUGCCGCCAAACAGGGUCCAACUACUCCGGCAUUGCUUUCAGCCAUAGGUCAAAGUGGCUGCAGUCUGCUCCUGCUCAAGGCCAGCCUGGUGCGUACUUUAGAUCGAGCAGGUUUAGCCUUUGGAGCCUAUGAACAGGCCGCCUUGGCUGCCGAGAAUGAGGAGUUACUGCAGCAUCAGCUGCACUUUAUCCAUCUGGUGCGUUCCAUGUGCCAGGGUGUGCUGGUGGCCAUGCAAGAUGAUUUGUAUCUCGGGCAAAUGGAGAGCCUGCUAACCGCCUUGUUGAAUCUAAAGCAAUUCUUUGAAUACGAGCUACCAGGCAGUAUCUAUCGGCUGCUGUUGCUCCAGCCCAAUCUGGGCCAGCUGAGUGCCAUGUGCCAUCUGAGUUCGGUUAGCCUGGGGCAGUUGUAUUUCGAGGCCACCCUAGAGCGAGAUCAGCCGGCAGAGGAGCUGCCAGCGGAGCGUCGCUUUAUGUUAACCCUCCAGCCUGCCUUUGAGCAGUUUCAGUUGGCUUCCGCCGGGCUGAAUGCGCUGAUGCGGAGUGUUAAAAUGUUGCUGGAGGAUGGAAAGGAUAUGCAGAUGCAGAAGCAGCUACUGGCCUUAAGCCUGUUCAAGAAUCGCCUGGAGCUGGAGGACGAGCUGUUCUUUGGCCUAAUCAGCGAAAGCCUGGAGACCAGUCGCACCUGCGAUGUCCGGGAGAUGGCACGCCCCAUGCUGGGACUCAUCCAUAGCCUCCAAUCGGAUUGUUUGGCUGGCUUGUUGCCUCUGCUGGCCCGCAACUUCUACACUUCGAUGGGUCCACAGUGUCAGCCCGCCGCGAAUUGCAGUUCCCUGGGUGAUGCCGCCCAAGCGGAUCAUCUCUGCGAGAGUUUAUUCAUUUCGCUUCAAGCGGAUGGCAGCCUCCAGCAAAGCCAGGCAGAGUUGACGCUCCUCAAUCAGCAAGUGGAGCUGCAUACCCUGGCCGCCUCGGCCCAAUAUUGGGCCUAUUCGGAGGCUUUGGGUCAGCAAUUGCCUUGCGGCCAUCACAUUGUUAGCCGCCCCAAGCUGGCGUUGCUCAUUGGCGAAAGCUGGCAGCAAUUGGACAGAGAUUUGGCUGCUUUGCAGCUACUCCAGGCGGGACUAGAGUCACAGCUUAGCCACCUGCAGACGCAGCGCAGCAACUGGAAUCGAAAUCAUAUUGAUAGUUUCCUGCGAACCGAACAGGAUCAGGCCCAGCAGGUGGCAGGACAUGUGAGUGUACUACAACGGCUAGCAGAAGCCGCUGGAGCUGUGUCCCGGCUAGAGCAGCAGCAGCAGCAGCCACAGCAACAGCUGCUGUUGGUGGAACACUUGGAGAAUUGGCUGGCUGCCCAUGGCCAGUGGCAGACCAGCUGCUCUCGGAUCAGUCCGGUGGAGCAGGGCAUUGUGGAACUACUGGAUCCCGAGGGUGCCAUCGAUUCGUAUUGGCUGGAGAAUGUUCAGGGGCUGCUCGAGGAGCAGACAUGCAAAUUACAGCGCGAAAUGGCGGCCUUGGAGUGUGAACAGCAGGGCAAGCAUCGAUUCCUCUGCACUUUGGUCAAGGAAACUCAGCGUCUGCAGGAGAAGAUGCCACGCUUUCAUGUCCGCAGCCUCUGUGCCGAGGCCCAGGCUCAGGGUCAGGGCAAACUAGUCCCCACGGAUCUUCAGCUGCUUUGUGGUCAUCUCCGCGAUUGCCAGCGCUUGUUGCAGUCCCUCUUUCAGCGGCUCAUGGAUCUGCGCAAGGAUAUGUGCGCCGAACGUCGUUGCCUGCAUCCCGUUAUGCUCCAGAGCUGGAGACAACAGCUGCAGCUCAUCCAGGCCAUGGCCGGCCAGGAGGUGAGCGAGUUCUUCAAGAGCCUGGAGGAGCAACUGCAGCGGGUGCAAGUGGGUGAGCCGGAUGCCUACGAGACUUUCACCACGCAGGUUAAGGGUGCCUCUAAUCUUCACGAGCAAAAACGCAAUGCCUAUGGCGUUUCCGUUUGGAAAAAGAUCAGAAUGAAGCUGGAGGGUCGCGAUCCGGAUGGCAAUCAACGCAGCACUGUGGCCGAACAGGUGGACUAUGCCAUACGCGAGGCCAUCAAUCCGGAUAACCUGGCUGUCCUUUACGAGGGCUGGACACCAUGGGUCUAGGUCGGUCCAAACCAGAUUGGCCGCUUUUCGGCGGCUUCUUUGACAUCACAUCAAAACAAUUUCCGGGGGCAAUUAGGAUCUCCUUUUUGGUCGCGGUCUCGGUCUUGGUCUUGGUCUCAAAAAGGCUGGCUAACCUCCCGGUUACAAACAAGGCCUUGGCCUUGGCGGAACACUGGCGAGUGUGUGGCCGCCACCUCCUCCCAAACCAAGUGUAGUUGCUUAAGCGAUAGACGACGACGGAAGACGGACAACGAAAAUGAUGACGAAACACAAAAGCCGCACUCCGGGAGAGAGAGAGAGAGUAAGAGCGAGUGAGAGAAUGCCCAGGAUCUUUUAUGAUCCAACGGAUAUUCUAACCCGGAACCAUGUCCAAAGAUAUAUAGAGAACUGGACGUUUCAUGGCGGCGGGUAUCCCAGGUUUCAACAUUGUUGUUGUGUCAGCAGGCUCCUCCAGGCUCAAGAUUUUAUCUUUUUUUCAGUUUCUUUUCCUUAGUUUCUUUUUUUUCGUUUUUUUUAAAUGUAGUUUUUUGUUUUAAGCCAAAGUUGUUCCAACACCUACCUACCCUACCCUCUUUUUUUUUAGUUAAGCUCAAAAAACCCACAAAAAAAGAAAGAAAGAAGCAAUGUUAACUGUAAGCCGAUAAUUGUGUUACCAAAUUUCAUCGUGUAGCAAUAUUAAAUCUACCAUUUACGUAGGUAUAUACAUACGUAUAUAUUUAACAGACUAUACCCCCCUACCCCUUCCCCCCCUAUAUAUAUAUGGACGCGAUUCCAGGUCUCCAGUUUGGAGCUGGACAAAAAGCAGCAAUGUUUUAAGCCAGUUCUGCUUCCUGUUCUCGUUUUUAGUUAUUUGAAAUGAAUAAACGCAAUGCUGAAAUAUAUAAAAAA
Molecule: messenger RNA, 10957 nt
Organism: Drosophila kikkawai
Lineage: Eukaryota; Metazoa; Arthropoda; Insecta; Diptera; Drosophilidae
Gene: nonC
Product: serine/threonine-protein kinase Smg1
Biological process (GO): protein phosphorylation; nuclear-transcribed mRNA catabolic process, nonsense-mediated decay
Cellular component (GO): nucleus
Molecular function (GO): protein serine/threonine kinase activity; protein binding
Source: RefSeq, a predicted model, not a curated record